UACAAGUCGUGGGUACCUGGAAAAACAAGUCCUGAUAAGAAACCUGCUGAGUGGGUAGCUUCGUUGGAGUAAAAGUGUAAUCUCACUGCCAUUGAACCAAUCAGUCCCAGCAUCCCGCUACGCCAUAAUCAAGUGACUAACCAUCAUUGUUUAUGAGUCCACACGGAGAACAAGAUAAGCACAUCCCGUCUUCCGAAGCUUAUCAGCGUCUACAAUAGAGAAAGAGAUAGGCACAUCACUUGCACAAAUAUUUUGGACGAAUCUACCUCUGAUAAGCGUUUGGUUCAAGUGCGCAAAAAUCAUCGUUUCUACCCACAUAUACCUAGAUGAAGCAGCUCAGUCGCACGGCACAGUUGAAGGAGUGAAGACCUUUUUUUCCAACCGAGAGGGCAAGAGUUAAAACUUGUUUAUCAACAGGUACCUACCUACCACACCACAUCACACGGUUGUGUGAUAAGGAAGAGACAUCGUCCCUAGUGCGAGCCCCCAGCAGAGGAACGAGUCGAACACGCCUUAGACGGUGUCGUGCAUAAGAAGACGCAAAUUUGCAAAGCAACAUUCUGCUGACGCAAUCGAGUGCCCCGGUUGUGUGGUGGACGCACGACGGGUUCAAGUCUGACUGAGAAAAAGGCAGCAGCGUGGCCAGCAACUGUAACGAGCGAAGGCACUCCUGAAUAGUGCUGGACUGUGCUGAUAAGCAAACAGAGUCGUCAUUAUCGUGCUAAAUCAUUCGUCUUCCAAGUCCCGGUGAAUAGAAGGAACGCGGUUUGAUUAGGGUGAAGAAUCUGUAUUGUUUACUCUAGUGGGCGCAUGAUCUUGAGAACUAAGAUUCGGGGUUUGUAGAGAACAUAAUUUCGGAAAUUACGUCUGACAACAAUAAGCUGAUCGAAAAUGCACGGAAAAGGCGAAGGCAGCGGGUUCAAAACGGGUCUGAUUGACUUCACGGCAGGAUCGUUGGGUGGAGUGGCCCUGGUGUACGUCAGCCAACCGAUGGACACGGUCAAGGUGAAAAUGCAAACCUUCCCAACGCUGUACAAAAACAUGAUCGACUGCACCGUAAACACCUUCAAACGGGAUGGCGUCGUGCGGGGUCUGUACGCCGGAACCCUUCCGGCCGUGGUGGCCAACGUUGCCGAAAAUUCAGUAUUAUUCGCUGCCUACGGAGCGUGCCAAAAACUGGUAGUGAUGGUGGAACGGAAAUCAUCCGUCGCCGAACUGACGGCCCUGGACAAUGCCACGGCCGGAUUCGUAGCGGCCUUCUUCUCGUCCUUCACCCUCUGCCCAACGGAACUGAUCAAAUGCAAACUGCAAGCCCUCCGGGAGAUGCAGCAGAACAAUCUGAAACCGAACGAAAAGGUCCCUAAGGUUUCACCCUUCCUGCUGACGCGGCAAAUUCUACGAUCCGAAGGCAUUCCGGGUAUGUUCCGCGGGUUGACGUCAACGUUUGCGAGAGAAAUGCCAGGGUACUUCUUCUUUUUCGGCGGAUACGAGGCAACACGAGACCUUUUGGCAAAACCGGGACAAUCGAAGGACGAUAUUGGACCGCUGAAGACGAUGGUCGCAGGAGCAGUCGGAGGGGUGGCCCUGUGGACGGCAAUCUUCCCAGCGGAUGUGAUCAAAAGUAGGAUACAGGUGCAAAGUCUGAGGCUCAGCAUGACCCAGGUGGGAGUGGAUAUUUUCCGAAAGGAGGGAGCACUUGCAUUCUACAAUGGACUGAAGCCGACAAUUGUUCGGACAAUCCCGGCCACGGCGGUUCUUUUUGUCGUCUACGAGUAUACGAAAAAGCUGAUGAACGAGUUGUUUGUAUAGAAUUUCUUGUUUUAGUUAUUAAUCUAUUGCGGCCUUUAUACGGGUUAGAAAUAAGUAAUAAAGCAACAACGAUCUAUUGUAGAAAUGGCUGGUUUGAGUUGUUAUUG
This is a messenger RNA of Ochlerotatus camptorhynchus, 1916 nucleotides long. RefSeq names its product mitochondrial ornithine transporter 1. Gene Ontology annotation, biological process: mitochondrial L-ornithine transmembrane transport. Gene Ontology annotation, cellular component: mitochondrion. Lineage: Eukaryota; Metazoa; Arthropoda; Insecta; Diptera; Culicidae. Gene Ontology annotation, molecular function: L-ornithine transmembrane transporter activity. The transcript is spliced from 2 exons. Bases 892 to 1809 code for a protein of 305 amino acids. The record is from RefSeq and is a predicted model, not a curated record.